AUGCGAGCUUCCUGCGUGUUGGCGUUGCUGUGCAUCGCCGCAACUGCGGCAGCCGUAGAGUAUAGGGUGGUGGACACUGUCUAUUGCAACCACACCGCCCUAAAGCAAGAUGCCAAAAUCCCCGUGGAGAAGUGCCGCGAGUUGUGCGUGCGCAAGGCGAAGAAAUGCCUCGCUGUGAACCGCGUAAUGCCCAAAGACGUCGAGCUUGAAGGAGUAGCGGUGAGUCCGUCCUGCUUCAAGAAGACCUUCACCGAGUACGAUGCGAACUGCGCCUACGCCAUGACGGACGAAGUUGACCUGAAGCUUCGUAUCGUUUCAGGAGUCAUAUCCGUACCGAUAUCACGAGGAAAGAACGUCACCAUCGCAAAUAUGACCUCGCCCAUUGUUUUUGCGCAACUCAUCAGCAAUGCCGGCGAACACUUUCCGCCUACCGCCAAGGUCAAGGUAAACAUUAUCGACAAAACCACCUUCAAUCUGUCCAUAAAAGGCUUCCCGGCUGGCGACGAUCACAAAUUCGAACCGGAAUGCUUUGUCGAAUGGGUAGCAAUCGACGAGUGCGAUAAGCUCAAGGGUUUUGGGCACUACCAUGUACACCUGCAAAAGUACAAAGUCACUAGCAAGGAGACGCAGCUCCACAGUGUUGAGCUUAAAGCGGAAGUAAUGCCAAAGAACAUCGCGAUGUUCGUGCAAGAGCUUUCAAUGCAUGUAGAAGCGACGGCGUCAUUCAUUACGGCCAAAGAUGGCAUCAAAGUUGAAAUCCAGCCGACACACUUGGGUCAACCAGUAGGAAAAGAGGGAUCUGCAGUAUCCGCCGAGGUAGCAGUGCUACUGGUAGAUAUGGAUCACUUCAAAAACGGCAGCAGGGUGAUGUUCGGAAAUGUGCCCAUCUCCUUCCCAGUGUGGCAGAGAAACAAAGAACAUGUGCAACUUGCAAUGACCAAGCCAGAACAGGAACUGAUAUUUUUCACCCCUCACUACACACGGAGCGCACGUGACAUGCCAGUUGCUUCCUGCUGGUUGGAUCAUGUUGCCGGCCAACACGGAAGCUUUUUCUGCCACCUAGAACCCGCGUCGCUCAUUACACUCCCGCACACCGGGUCACCCAACUUCACAUUCAUGAUGGUGGGAAGUGUCACCAAUGCCAGUAAGGCAGAGAUCUCGCAAUUCAGGUACAAGGGUUGUGAAGCUGCAUACGCGAUAAAGAUUGCGGCCAAGGGAGCGCGUCCCAAACCUUGGAAUACACCGGAUGAUAUGGCAUGCAAGAAAUCAUGCUUGGCGAAUUACCAUCUUUGUCGAGGAAAUUCAGUUUGCCUACAAGCAUACAUGAACGAGUCAUGCGCACUUGAAGGGUUCACGUUCCCAAAAGUGGAGACCAAGGCUAUAGAAAAUCCACCCACAUUCGUGGAUGUCAUACAUGUGCUGUCUUACGAACUCAAGGGUGCCGUCUGCACGGGGCUGCUAGAAGCCGCCAAAAUCGAACAAUUGGAGAAGCACAAGCACCAGUGGAAGACCGAGUCUGAAAAGAUAUGCCGAGAGCACGAAGCACAAGGUAAACAAGAUGAUGUCUUAGUAGUUAUAGACGGACACCUAUCCGCCAAAUUCUGUGAGAACAUCGACGUCCGUGAAAACGUUGAAUGGGCUUCACUUGCGUCCAUGCGGGACCAGCUAGUGGAAAACGGCAAAGCGAAAUCUCUCGAAGCCAUUUUUGCAGGGAAAAUAGUGUACGGUUUCUGCCACAACGAAGGAAUUAUACAGAUAGAGCGGUAUUUCGAUCGCGUUAAGGUGGAGCCGGAAGAGCCACAAGAAGACGUUUCCGUUGACUGUGUCGAGUCGGAAUGGGAAGAGUGGAGCCCAUGCAGCGCAGAGUGUAUACCGGAUACCGGGAUAGUUAUCCGGAAGCGUGUACGUUACGUUCUACAGCAACCGUCGGGAAACGGUCGCAAGUGCGUGAUAGAGGAAACCAAGCAGUGCACAGCAGCCGACCUACCCGUAUGUAGUAAUAUAUGCCUCUUGACAGAAUGGACCGAUUGGUCCAGGUGUGUCAGGUCUAAACAGCGUAGGGAGAGAUAUGUUAAAUCCUACUCCGGACUCUGCGACAACGCGCAGACGGUGGAAAUCAGAGAUUGCAGACCUGGUGGCGAUGACCCGUUUUCAUGGGGAGAUGUUGACGCGGGGCUUACGGCGGAUGGAGAUGGCGAAGGGGAAGAGGAUGAGGAUGAAUUGGGUGAGGAUGGCCUUGGCGGUGGUGAUUACGAACCGGAGGAAACGCCCGAUGUGAAUGAAGAUAAAAUCCAACUUCGCCGGGCGCCGCAGAGUAGCACAUUGCGUCAUCAGAGACGCGUUCUGCAGGGCAGAAGAGGAUUAGACCGACCUGAACCCAGAGGAUACCGCAAAACUCACCCAAGACGUAACCGUAAUGGGGACACCGGACAUCGAGAUGGCGUGGACGACAAACAAAACUUGCAAACAUCGGAUUUCAUGCAGAAAAACACGAAUUUAGAUGGCAGCGUCCCGAGAGAUGAUCGUUCAGUUUCUAGGGGUGGAAAGCAACGUGGGCAGGGUGGGCCCAAUCCGUCAUUUAGCGUAUCGUCAUCCGGUAAAGUCAAAGGAGGGUCGCAUGGUGAAGCUAAGAGGGUAAAAGCACAGGGGAUUGAAUGGCGUGACCAGCAGCAAGAAACCGACAGCUCGUCACUCCUAGAGGUGAGCGGGGACUUCGAAGAUGACAACUGCUACCUGUGGUCCGAGUGGUCGGGAUGCUCCUCCGUCUGUAACGACGAUGUAGGACGUCAGUACAAACUUUCGAGCAGGUGCGACGUGCACAGUACAUACGACCUUGCAGACAAAAUCGAGAAAAGACACUGUGAUCGACAGGAGGAGUGUGGGCUCAAAAAACCCGUCCUUUGCAAGCAGGUCAGAAGCUUGUACUUCCUAGAAACUGACGACGCAAUGUGCCAAGAGGAAUGCGAAAGACUGCUGGAAUCGUGCGUGGAUACCAAGGAACGAAAUAGCCUCUUGUGCCUCGCAAAACUCAAGACCGAGUCCGCCGAUGCCGCUGCCUUUUUCUACAGAUGCGUCCUGCCUCAUGAGCAGGAGCAGACGAUGCAGCUGUUGCACAGGCUAUUUCAAAACAGGUGCUUCCUUUCAAGGGCUUCGUACUCCGAGGAGGACAACUCAUGGGUUAACAAGGGAGCGCAAAGCUGCCACUGUUCCAUACCCGGAUCGGUGCCCUGCACAGCCAAAGAAGUCCACUACACGCGAAAUGACAUAUAUAGGGACCUAAUGGAGUCGGGAUUUUGUCCCAGCCUUAACUAUAAACAGGCGUUCUUCAAUGUCUGGAAGAAAAUUGCGUUACCCGACUCGCUGACGUACGUGUCGCUGGCAGGCAACCAGCGAUUACAUUGCCCACUGGGGGUGGAUGAAGAAACGUUCACGUACACGCAAUUCGCUCCAGAAGAGCUAGAGAGCUACUGCAGACACGGUCCCAUUUUUGCUGCCAUGAAAACAAAGACGGACCCUGUCGCCCGGCAGUACACCCACCAGUACGACUGCUCAACGGUUAUCUCAACAUCAGCAACAACUACGGAUUUUGAGUGUGGCACUUUGUGUCGCUCAAUUAGGGCAAGGUGCCUGUCGAAUCACAGGAAAUACCUGAAGUGCAUCAAAGACAGGCUAACCAGCGACUUCAGAUACGAAUCUUAUAUUUUCACGGAGUAUGGCUGCAAACUGCCGCCAAAUUUCGACUCAUGGUUCGACGAGGAAUACUACAGGGCGUUCGUCGCCACAUUGGAAACGGAACAGGCCGACAAAAGGGCUUGCGCUAUACUAGCGCAAAAUGCGAUCAUGCACUGUGAAGCAGAAGAGCUUCUGAACAACUCCGACACACUUACGGCCUGCAUGGCGCGACAACUGGGCGAUGCAGAACCAACCACAGCUGCCAAGCCCCGCACGCUGUUCGAGUCCUCGGUGGCCUCUGUAGAACGGUUCAAGACUAAUUGCAAAUUUAACCCCGCUCGCAAGCCAGGCGCUGGAUAUGUGAUGUGCAGAUUCCCAACUGAGAUAGAGGACUACGAAAACUGGAGCCAGUGGUCGGCGUGCAGCGCGGACUGCAACGACUUCGAAAGCGUAGCGACCAGGUACAGGACGCGGAAGGUGGCAGGAGAAGCCAAAAAGAGGUUCUUCCGCAUCGGAGAGGGGACGCUCCAGUUCGAACUCUGCCUCCACCUGCCAGGGUGCGAAAGGGGCAGAUGGAUAGACGGCUUAAGCGAGGAGGACAACAUACACAUAGUCGACUAUGAGGCGUACAGCGAGCACCACGAUGAAAAUCACACCAACUGGUUGGAACAGACAUACAUGCAGUAUCCGGAGCUGCGCAGCGCGCCCAGUGAGGGCGCAUCCUGCCAAAUAUACAAGUCGUACAAAAUCUUCUCAUCCAAGGGUACCAUCUGCGGUUGCCCGCACGGGCACAAGCCGUGCUCCUUCGCGACCGCCAUGGCCGAUCCCAUGUGGAUGGUGGGGAUGCAGAACUUCUGCCAGAAACGCCCUCUGGCGUCCAUAGGCUUCGAAGGCGAAAUCAGGGAUUAUCGCUACUACUGCAACAUAGGGAUGCUGCUUAUGCAGACGGAAUACAGCGGACCCCUAGCGUGUGAGUACUUCGACAACGAAGAAUACGUGGCCUGCCAGGCUGCCGAGACCACGCCUAUCACGCUGCGCAGCAAGCAGUUCACGCUGAUGGGCGUCUGCCUCGGCGUGGUAUUCUGCACUUACUCGGCCAUCAUGUACCUCAUUAGGAGCCGGCGUAAGCGUAACAGCGCUAAGAAAAAGAACGAGUGA
This is a messenger RNA of Babesia ovata, 4830 nucleotides long. Its product is annotated as microneme MIC14. Lineage: Eukaryota; Apicomplexa; Aconoidasida; Piroplasmida; Babesiidae. Gene Ontology annotation, cellular component: extracellular matrix. The transcript has a single exon. The record is from RefSeq and is a predicted model, not a curated record. The coding region runs from base 1 to 4830 and encodes 1609 amino acids. Gene Ontology annotation, biological process: cell adhesion.